Caenorhabditis angaria is the source of this 3170-nucleotide messenger RNA. The record is from the annotation of a GenBank genome assembly. Lineage: Eukaryota; Metazoa; Nematoda; Chromadorea; Rhabditida; Rhabditidae.
AUGCUUUCGAAUUGUGCCAAAUGUGGCCAACAAGUUGGUAAGUUCCUUUUACAUUUCCUUCAUUGAGCAAAACAUAAAGAUAAACUUUCACAGAAGCAGAAACCCUGGGAGAAUGUGCUCAUUUUUAUUGCACGCCAUGUCAAAAGUUGAUUCUUGCGACUUUGGGAUUUGAUUAUGAAAAAGAGCAAAGACGAUAUAAUCGAAUGGACAUUCAGAAAGAAGCAAAUGCAGCGAUGAGAUGUCCGAUUUGUUAUAAAUCGAAGAUUUGUCAGAAUUGUCAGAAUAUAUUUAUAAGCAAGAAUAAGAAUUUGAAUUUUUGCAAAGACUGUGUUACGAACCCGACGAAAGAAGCGAUUACAGCAUUGAAAAUUGGAUAUGGUCUCCAAAAAUCGCAUAAUAAACAUCUUUUUCCACGCUGCAAAUCAUGCGAUCAAGUUUAUGAUUUCAAUCGAAGAAAUCCUUUAAAACUUUCAUGUUCUUGUACAAUUUGCGCAGAUUGUUAUGGUCAAAAUUGUGAUAAUUGUUGCAGUCUUUGCAAAAAACAAUGGGAAGAAGAAGCAAAUGUUGAGACAAAUCAAGUUAUUGUUGAUGAAAUUGGCCGAAUUUUGAGUGCUAUCAAGAAAAAUGAGGAGGAUUGUGUGCUGAUUUGCACUGAAUGUGCAAAAGAAGAUGUUGAGACAGAGUUCGUUUUUUUUCGCAUCAGAAAAACAAAAAAUGAAAUGAACUUUAAGUUAUCAGAUGUAUUUGAGCCAAAGUUCACGCUUCGAAAAUUUCAUUUAAUAUUACUUUUUAGAUAAAAAUUGUUAUUUUCAAAGAUGACCUCAAAAAACGUGACUUAAAAAUGCAGACUUUUUAAAUGGACCACUUGAUUUUUAAUUUUCAAAACAGUAAUUAAGCUAUAUUGAACAUGAGAACCCUGAAUUCCGGGAUUUUUGGGACCCUAAACUCGUUGUUUUAACAAUUUUUGAUAUAAAAAAUUAUUUAAAAAAUGAUAAUUGGAAUCUGCGACCUCGGUCACUUUUUUUUCAAAAAAAAACAGAAAAAAAAGCUGCGCAAAAAUUAAACCCUUUUUUCUCACAAUAUUUACUUUUUUAGCAUGAAUGUUUGCAAAGACUGCGCCAUGGAAAAAUUCGGCUAUGACGUGGAUUCGGAAGAAGUGUUUGAAAAUAUAGAUGCACUUGCGAUCUGUUCAACUUGUGCUCUCAAAAAACAUUUGCCAAAAAAUCAUAAAAUUGCUGAUUUUUAUCCUCUUCGUGUAGGUUUUUUCUCUAUAAUUUCAAAAAACAAAAUAAGAUUUUUGUUACAGUCAAAAUCAGCGAUGAAAGCGACUCGAAAGAUUUUGGCUACAAAAUUAGGAGAAAUUGAAAAUAAAGUGACGGGUUUCGAUAGUACUUGGGAUAGAAUGUCGCAUUUAGUAUCGAAAACCAAAGUGGAAUUGGAGAAAAUGAUGGCAAUUAUGGAGAAUUCGAAAAAUACACAUGAUCGAAAUUUGGUUAUAAUUUUGUAUGAGAAAAACGCGAAGAAAGUUGUCGAAUUUUUAGAUGCUAUUAAUGGUGGAUUUGGAGAUAUGUUAGAGAAAUUGAAUGUAAGGAUUUUCUACAAAAAGCUGGUAUAUCAUGACUUUGAUUUUAAAAUAUGAUUUUUUCGGUUACCCGGUCAUUUAAAAAAUCAAUUAAUAAAAAAGAGAAAAUUGAAUUUGAAAAAGUUCUUGGGAAAAUAAACAAAUUUUAGCAGCAGCUGGAGGAAAAAUAAUCUGUUUUCGAGAUGGCUGGAAUUCCAGAUUUGCUUGCCAAUUCUAAAUAAGCUAUAAUUAGCGUCUAAUAGGUCACAUAGACUUUAUUUUUCAGCAAAAGCCUGAACUUUCCGCUUUGAAAAGCUACUUAAAAGGAUGCACUUUAUUUCAGGUCACAUUCAACGAACUCUUUGCGCAAAAUUUGCAUUUUUCGUUGAAAAACGAUAUAUUGAGCAACAACAGUUCUAUUGAAAUGAGCAAUAUCUCUUUGCCAUUAAAUUAUGAAGAGGAUCAGAAAAUUGUGAUUCGCGAGAAAACAGCAGAAAAACCGAAAGAAGAUGUUCCGGUGAUUGUGAGAAGAGAUCCAAUGACUUUGAGUGCGCCACCAGCAACCAAGAAAAUGAGUGGGUUUUUUUUGAAAUUUGAAAAUUAUCAAAAUUCUUGGAACUGAUUUCAACUGGAAAAUUAGAUUACUGUUGAAGCGGUACACACAUAAAAAAAGAGAAAUUUGAUAUUUUGAAAAUUUCUCCCAUUUUGGCCUCUCAUUCAAAGGUUUUGUCGAAAAACUAGGAUGGUCUUUUUUAAACAAAAAGUUUGGGAUCUUGAAAAAAUCAAUGUUGAAAUUUUUCAGGCAUUUUAAGCGCAUGAAUUAGAAAAAAUUUCAAAUUUUGCAAUUUUCCACAAAUUCUUUUAUUUUUCUUCGUUUUUGUUUGUUUUUCUCUUAUAUACAUAUGUAUAUUUCACAAAUUUCAGGACUUUCCAAUGUUUUUGUCACCAAAUCAAUUGUCAAUCCUGACGUUGUCUAUUAUUACAGUAAGGAAAAGAACAAUACACAAUUUUUUAAAGUGAGUCUCACAAUCAGUUUUCUCCUACCAAAAUGAAUAUAUAUUUUAGCUAAUGCCUGAAGAUACAAUUUGCGUUAUGGCAAGAUGUCAUGGAACAUUUAAAAUUUUUAUCGAAAAUUUGAAAUCAUUCAAUAUUCGCCCGUUGAUUGAUGAGAUUUCGGCGAUUUUGGCAUUCGGUUUGUAUUUUCCAUUGGACGAUGUGAAAUUGACUGUUUUCAAAAUGGCUGAUUAUCGAAAAUAUAAUGGAAUUGUUGGGUUGAGAGUGAGUUUUAAACUCCCUGGACGUUUUUUUCCGAUUUCCGAAAAAAUUCAUUUUUAGAUGUCUGGAAUGAUCCAAACUAUUUUGAUGUCUAAAGCAAAUCGUGAAAUUUGGCAAAGAUUGGUGGCUAAUGAGAAAAAGGGAAAUGUUGAUCAUGUUCAUACGAACUUUCGAGCUGAGUAUGUUUUUUUUGAAUUUUGAAUUACAAUCAAACGGGUUUUCUAGAUUACACAUGGAUUUCACUGCGCAAAAACCAAAAUUCGAAGUUUUCCGACCAAAUUUGUACUCUGAUAAUGCUCUGAAAUUCAAAUGGACUGAUCAGAAAAAAGUUUGA